AUGGCGACGGUGAACGGUUCGAACGCGUCGAACGUUGCCAACGCGACGACGGAAUCCUGCGUUCUUGUGGACACGUUCGCGUUCUCCCACUUCUCCGCGGCUGUCGCGGCGGUCAUCCUCGUCUUUCUCUCCUUGUUCGAGAAGCGGACGAACCGUCGAUGUUGCUCGGGGGAAAGGGACUGCACCCGCGGGCGGCCGGGCCUGCUCGUCCCGGUGAAUUUCCUGACCACGGGCCGGGACCGCUGGUCCUACGCCUACGCGCUUGGCGCCUCCACCAACAUGUGCCUGCUCCUGUUCUUCAACGCGUUCCAGGACCAGGCUAGCGGGUUCUACACCACUGAUGAGACUACCGGGGAGUCAAGCGCAUGGAUCGACCAACUCAUAGCUCUGGCCUGCGCCGUGGAGGUGGGUCUGUGCUUCUUCCCCUUCCUGGCGUGCCUGAAGACGCGGUACCGGCUCAUCGGCGCCCCGAUCGGCCUGGGCUACUCCCUGGUGUGGCUGGCGGUGACCGUAGUGGACGCCGUGCAGUGCAUCGGCGAGGCCUCUUCCUGGGACAGCCGGUCCACCCUCUCCACUUCAGCACCGUACAUGGGGCUACUGUGGUCCCUACCAGUCAUGGUCUGCCUGUUCAUCUUAGUGGUGAAGUUUGCUGUCCUGAUGGUGCGCAGUCUCCGUGCGUGGUGUAAGGAGGGGUGCGGCAGCCUUGUGGACAAGGAGUCGGAGAAAAUCGCGCAGGAUUUCGACUUCCUGUACGUGAAGACACUUCUGAUGAAAAAGGAGGAGGAAGAGAAGCUGCCCUGGUACCGUAGGUGCUGCCGGCGUCGUCCUGAUGACGGGUUCCGCUUCUCGGCGCGCAUGACGACCACCGUGGUGGUGUCGCUACUCUGUCUGUACGAGUUUUCCGUGGCCGAGAUACAAGCGGUCAGCAUCGGGCUGGAGGUCCUCAUCAGAGUCUACCGGAACGUCUCCCAGAACUUCCUUGAGAUCAACGGCCAGGUCGUGAUUGGUGCCAACACCACUUCCGUGGACGAGGUACUCUUCGUGGCCCAGGUGUCGUGGAUCGUGUCUGGAGUGACGGCCUUCCUUAUCCACAUCGGGUAUGUCUUCAUCAUCAUGGGCGCCUACAGGAAGCACAUCCGGCUGCUCUACCGGGGAGACAGGUCCUGGAUGCCCGCCAACUACCAGCCGAGCACCGCUGUGACCAUAACAGCCAGUAUGAAAUAUUCCGGCGGCCAGAUAGCCUUCAUCCUGUGGGGGUUCAUCAUACAGCAGAUGACGUUCCUGCUGAUCUGUGCUGCCGUGUACAUCUGUAUCCUGUUCCCGGACCUGCUGCUGCGCCUGUUGGAGUACUUCGGCCCCAUGACCGCCGUCAGUCUCACCACGCUGCUACUGCAGAGGAUUCUCGCCACCGUGGUCUUCUCGCAGAGCAAGAUCAACAAAAAGGACAAGGACCGACCAUUAGCCAUAGACAACCGACGCCUGUACCACAUUACGUCCUAUUUCCUCUUCUUCUUCAAUCUGAUGGUGGGUUUCUUCUCGUCGGUGUGGCGGUUAUUGUUGGGUGGGUUUAUGGGGGCCAUGCUACAGGCAAGGAUCGACCACAGUGUGCUCAUGCGCAUCAUCGAGAACUGGGACACGGGGUUCAAGUCCUACCUGGGCAUGCUCAGGAUAGAGGUCGCGCACACGCACCCGGUCUUACUGGUCUUCAUCCAACACUUGGUCGACUCCAUCAAUGCCAAAUCCGACGCCAAGAAAGUCGACGAGGUGAAAAUGUCCAUGCAAAGCUUAGAAUCAGGAAAACAAGACAUCAAACCAAGGAAAUCUGAACUGUCGUCAGCGCGGUUCAAAUGGCUCGUGCUCUACACCAUCUUCAGAAACCCUGGCAUCAUCAACAGCAGACGAAAAAUUCUUGACAUGGAGGAGAGCGAAAAGAACGCAGCUUACGAGUUUUUAGUGGAAAGGAUCCUGGCGUCGAAAGCGAACACCGCGCCAGAGGAUACUGCUAAAUCUUACAUCGUUGAUACAAAGAGCACACACACAAGUAGGACUAGUCUGGGAAAGUCAACACAAUCUCUCAUCAAAGUGGACUAACUCUUCGAAACGCUGGGUCUAGAGUUAUUUUGAUAUUGAAAGAAAAUAUAUUUUCUAUGUUGUACUAGGCAACCAA
Branchiostoma belcheri (Belcher's lancelet) is the source of this 2167-nucleotide messenger RNA. RefSeq names its product stimulated by retinoic acid gene 6 protein-like. The transcript has 9 exons. The record is from RefSeq and is a predicted model, not a curated record. Gene Ontology annotation, molecular function: signaling receptor activity; retinol transmembrane transporter activity. Gene Ontology annotation, biological process: vitamin A import into cell. The coding region runs from base 1 to 2091 and encodes 696 amino acids. Gene Ontology annotation, cellular component: plasma membrane. NCBI's taxonomy places the organism in Eukaryota, Metazoa, Chordata, Leptocardii, Amphioxiformes, Branchiostomatidae.